Suillus discolor is the source of this 1473-nucleotide messenger RNA. RefSeq names its product putative E2-like enzyme. The record is from RefSeq and is a predicted model, not a curated record. Gene Ontology annotation, molecular function: Atg8-family ligase activity. The transcript is spliced from 8 exons. Gene Ontology annotation, cellular component: cytoplasmic ubiquitin ligase complex; cytosol. NCBI's taxonomy places the organism in Eukaryota, Fungi, Basidiomycota, Agaricomycetes, Boletales, Suillaceae. Bases 388 to 1473 code for a protein of 361 amino acids. Gene Ontology annotation, biological process: autophagosome assembly; autophagy of mitochondrion; nucleophagy.
GAUAAAAGAGAAGAAGAGGGAUAAGAAGGAGAAGAGGGAGAAGGAGAAGGAGAGGAGCUCCAAAAAAUCCGACAAGGCUUCGGCAUAAUUGGCUGCUUCGUUGAGUAUCUACGAGAUUUGUUUUUGUUUUUGGUGAUGAGCUGCUUUUAUGCGGGGUCGAUGCUAGCCAUUAGAAGGAUGUUGACAAUAUACCUGGCUCACGGCCCUGGCACAACUGAGGUGCGGUUACAGUAAGGUGUCAGGAGUCAGUACCCCAGUCGCGUGCCUCGUGAUCAUUGGUUUCCGGAUUAGGUACGGUCGAUGUAGUACUGAUUGCGGCAAGGGUUCGUCGUUUGCUCUCCCUCUCAUCUCCCAGUAUUCUCCAGACGAAGCAUACCACAAAUUACUAUGCAUGCUAUUCAGCAACAAUAUUGGGCCGUUCGCGACUAUCUCAGCCCAGUCCUCAAAGAAAGCAAGUUCAAAGAGCACGGACGUAUAACCCCCGAGGAAUUUGUAGCAGCAGGAGACUUUCUAUCAUACAAGUUCCCAGUAUGGACGUGGGAAAAAGGCGACGCGUCCAAAGCCCGCGAUUACCUCCCCGCUGAGAAACAAUAUCUCGUCACUCGUGGCGUCCCCUGCCUUCGACGAGCCACAUCACUGGCUUACACAGACGCCGAUGAAGACGCCGAGCGACUUCUCUCCUUCGGGGAUUCUUCGGGCGCUGCCGAUGAGUGGGUAGAAACGCAUGCAGGCCGAGGGGCCACAGUGGACUCUGCUGCGAACCUAGGCGAGAUCGAUGAUAUCCCAGACUUGGAUGGUGAUGGACUGGCGAGCGCGAUGGCAGAUGUGUCGAUUGCAUCGGAGACGGGCGCUACGGUGGGAGAGACCCCGGAUCUAGAUGAUAUCCCUGACAUGGAAGAAGAGGGGCUGGAGGACGGCGAAGAUGAAGCUACGGCGGCACCGGUUGUGCCCAAGGCGGGUGGCGUCAUCGAUGCAUCACAAAUUGGGGUCGCAAAUGGCAAUCUCCUACAAGUACGAACAUAUGACGUGAUGAUCACAUACGACAAGUAUUACCAAACUCCCCGGAUCUGGCUGCUCGGCUAUGACGAGAAUCGCACGCCUUUAACACCAUCGCAAAUCUUCCAAGAUAUCUCAGCAGACCAUGCUCUCAAGACCGUCACCAUCGAAGCCUUCCCACACUCCUCAACACUCCAAGCAGCUUCCGUACAUCCCUGCAAACAUGCAAGUGUGAUGAAGAAAGGUGUGGUAGAAGAGCAGCUAGCUGCACGGAAGAAUUCUGGCAAGCACCAAGACAAGGACGGGAAGAAGAAAUGGGGUUUCGGGCGCAAGGGCGCAAAGGAGGAGGGCGUCAAGACCCCAGUGGAAGAAGAGGAAGUGGAGGGCAUGCGCGUGGACUUCUACCUUGUGGUGUUCUUAAAGUUCAUCGCUUCUAUCGUGCCUACGAUCGAGGUGGACUCGACGACUGCGUUUUGA